Phacochoerus africanus (Common warthog) is the source of this 887-nucleotide messenger RNA. Its product is annotated as D-3-phosphoglycerate dehydrogenase-like. The record is from RefSeq and is a predicted model, not a curated record. Lineage: Eukaryota; Metazoa; Chordata; Mammalia; Artiodactyla; Suidae.
UGAGACCUCUCUGGGGGGCUGAGUCUGGCAGGUGUGCCCUGUCGGACCCCUUCCUGGCCUCAGCCCUGCUCCCCCUCUCUCUGCAGGUGAACGCCCAGGCUCUUACCAGUGCCUUCUCUCCACACACCAAGCCUUGGAUUGGUCUGGCUGAAGCUCUGGGGGCACUGAUGCAAGCCUGGGCUGGGUCCCCCAAAGGGACCAUCCAGGUGGUAACACAGGGAACGUCCCUGAAGAAUUCUGGGACCUGCCUGAGCCCCGCUGUCAUCGUCGGCCUCCUGAAGGAAGCUUCAUCGGCGGAUGUGAACUUGGUGAACGCCAAGCUGCUGGAGAAAGAGGCUGGCCUCGAUGUAACCACCUCCCACAACCCUGCUGCUCCGGGGGAGCAGGGCGGUGCGGAAUGCCUCCUGACCGUGGCCCUGGCAGGUGCCCCCUAUCAGGCCGUGGGCUUGGUCCAGGGCACUGCACCCAUGCUGCACGCACUCAACGGAGCUGUCUUCAGACCAGAAGUGCCUCUGCGCCGAGGCCUGCCCCUGCUCCUGUUCCGGGCUCAGCCCUCCAACCCUACCAUGCUGCCGACCAUGAUUGGCCUCCUGGCAGAAGCAAGGGUGCAGCUGCUGUCCUACCAGACCUCAGUGGUGUCGGAUGGGGAGACCUGGCACGCCAUGGGCAUCUCCUCCCUGCUGCCCAGCCUGGAGCCCUGGAAGCAGCACGUGACUGAGGCUUUCCAGUUCCAUUUCUAACCUGAGGCUCACCCGCAGCAGCCUCGCCGGGUUUCCUGAUGAAACAUACCCACUGGGAGAGGCGAUCCGCUUUCCUGGGGCUGACACCGCUUAUGCUGCAGACUCCUGCGGUGCAAUGAUAACCACUCAAUAAAGAGCUUGCCCAAU